AUGGACACGUCGCGCUACGAGUCUUCGCCUGGAGAACUAUCGUCACCCCCAUCUGGACCAUUGUCGGAACCUGGAACGCCGUCGCGAAAGGCACACACCAAGUCUGCGGCCGGCCGUACCAAGAUGGACGAGGAGAUCAUGGUCAGUGAUGAUCAGCGGGCCAAGAACUCCGAUAAUAGCUAUAUCAUUGAAGCCACCAAGGAGGAGGAUCUGGGCAACGGCACAGUUCGCAAGUAUGGCCUCAUCAGCGGCGAGUGGGUGCAGCUGACAGCUGCCGGCGUGCCCAGGAAGAAGCCCGGCCGCAAACCUGGCAUGGCAAUGAAGCCGCGAGGGGAAGGUUCGGACGUGGAGAAAGCACGAAAGCCUAGAAAGCCUCGUGACCCCAAUGCGCCACCUUCGCAGCGCAAGAGGAAAACCGGACAUGCGGACUUGGAUGGCAUUGAAAACGCCGGUCCAUCAAAGGUCUUCGCACUUGGUGCACCCAACGAGCCAGUUCCUCAGUACUCGCGAGCCGAGCAACACCAACACAGUGCCCCUCAGCAGCCUCACCACCAGCUUGGACAGCCCCAAACGCCAUACGACCAGCGCAACUCACCAGUCGUCGCCAAGCGCGACAACUUCACCAAUAGCAUGCAGAGCAUCCUCAACUCCGACACCCCAGCCCGCCCUCAAAGCUCUGCUGGGACAGCCAUGCCUGUGCGAUCGAGCGGUCAGAGCUAUGACCCGAUUCGCGAUGGCAAGUACGAUCCCGUUCGCGAGUCCAUGGGAUUCUCCUCCAACUCCGGAUCACCGCGAGCCCCGAGCCAAGCACAGCCUGCCGCUGCUCAACGGUCACCUUCUAUCGCGAGCUUGCUGGACCCCCAUGCAUCAGCUGCCCAGCGGUCACCUGGCCAAGCGCCAGGGCCAGGGCCAGGGCAAGGCCUCGCCACGGGUCACAACGCAUUCCCGCCACCGCCUUCACGCGUGCCAAACGAAUCUUCAACGCCUCGAUCUACUGAUUUCCGGAAGGAACAAACACAAGCAACAUCGGCACCGACACCUACUCCCAAACCUGUCAUCAAAGAGAGCCAGUUCACCACCAUCGCCAACGGCCCUGUUAAAAGGUCAUCGCCCAAGCAAAAAGCAGCUACGGGAAUGUCAGCACCUCAGGGGGAGAAUCUUGAUGACAUGCAGGAAGGCGAUGGCCGCUCCAUCCUCGACUUUGGACGUGCGAAGCCGGGCGAGGAGACGCAAGCACCUACGAUUGUUCUCGAUAUCCCCAUACAGGUCGGAGAGACAAACAAGUACGUCAACUUCCUGCGCCUGGCCGAGGACCGCUUUGGCUGGGAUGCACUCCACCCUCGUCUUGCGGCGGACCGUGAUCGCAAAGCGCGCAUCGCUGCUGCUGCGGCUCAUCUGGAGAAGGCUGAGUCAGGUCGUGACUCUGACGACGUCAUGUCUGACAUGUCGGACAAUGAAGGCAGCAAUCUCGACAAUGGCUUGGCGAGCGGAGUCGAUGCUCAAGCCAAGCCGAAGAAGAAGCGCAUCAUGAAGGAAGACAACUACGACAUAGAUGAUGAUUUUGUUGACGAUUCGGAGAUGCUCUGGGAGGCACAAGCUGCGGCAAGCCGUGAUGGGUUCUUCGUAUACUCUGGACCGCUGGUCCCGGAGGUGGAGAAGCCUGAGCGACAAGAGUUGCCCAAGCGCGGACGCGGGAGCAGAGGAGGCCGCAUGGGCACUAGAGGUGGCACCACACGCGGUGGUGCUUCAUCGGGUGGCGCUGGCCGCGGUGGUGGCCCUGGUUCUCGAGGCGGCACGACCACACGGAAGCCUCGCAUCAGUAAAGCCGAGAGGGCCCAGCGUGAGCUGGAGAAGUCGCAGCGCGAGCCGUUGUCGAAGCUCGGUGAAGGCCCUGCACCGACGCAAUCUAUCCAUGCCACGACGCCCAAUACCUUUUCGGUCCCGGAGCUCGGUGCUUGA
This is a messenger RNA of Emericellopsis cladophorae, 1959 nucleotides long. RefSeq names its product Histone promoter control protein-like protein. The transcript has 2 exons. NCBI's taxonomy places the organism in Eukaryota, Fungi, Ascomycota, Sordariomycetes, Hypocreales, Bionectriaceae. Bases 1 to 1959 code for a protein of 652 amino acids. The record is from RefSeq and is a predicted model, not a curated record.